AUGGAGCAGCAGCCGCGGCCGCCGGUCAGAUUCUCCGACCGCGUCGUCACCACCACCAAGCUCGUCGCCCCUCGGAGACCCCCCGCCACUGGCUCCGCGCGGCGGAGGGUCGUCAGGCUCGUACUGACCGACGCCGACGCCACCGACUCCUCCGGCGACGAGGGCGGUUCGGGCUUCUUCAGGGUGAGGAGGCACGUCGAGGAGAUCCAAUUCGCCGCGACCGCCGGCCGAGCGGAACGCACGGCGCGGAAGAGGGCGAGGGUGCAGCCAUCCCCCGCCGUCCGACGGUCGGGGUUCAGGGGCGUGCGCCGCCGACCCUGGGGGAGGUGGGCGGCCGAGAUCCGCGACCCGGCCCGCCGGAAGCGGGUCUGGCUCGGCACCUACGACACCCCCGAGGAGGCCGCCGCGGCCUACGACGGCGCCGCCGUCAGAAUCAAGGGACCCGCCGCCGCCACGAACUUCCCGAUCGCCGCUACCUCGGGAUCCUCCACGACGGAGGCGGAGGACGCUGCCGCGUCGCCGGAGUCGGUACUCCGGUGGGAGGAUUUUCCGCCCGUCGAGGGGAUUGAGCUCGGAUUGGCCAACGGGUUCGGGUUCGACGCUGAGUGGCCGCUCAUUGGGCUGUCAACGAGCUGCUGGUACGAUAAGUUUCAGUUCGGCGAGUUCGAAUUUGAUGACUUACUCAAUGACGUGGUGUGA
Striga asiatica is the source of this 699-nucleotide messenger RNA. The record is from the annotation of a GenBank genome assembly. Lineage: Eukaryota; Viridiplantae; Streptophyta; Magnoliopsida; Lamiales; Orobanchaceae.